Messenger RNA from Dicentrarchus labrax (European seabass), 2631 nucleotides. RefSeq names its product RAB13, member RAS oncogene family (gene rab13). Gene Ontology annotation, biological process: protein secretion; protein localization to plasma membrane; Golgi vesicle fusion to target membrane. NCBI's taxonomy places the organism in Eukaryota, Metazoa, Chordata, Actinopteri, Moronidae. Gene Ontology annotation, molecular function: GTPase activity; GTP binding. The transcript has 8 exons. The coding region runs from base 427 to 1029 and encodes 200 amino acids. The record is from RefSeq and is a predicted model, not a curated record. Gene Ontology annotation, cellular component: trans-Golgi network transport vesicle; plasma membrane; synaptic vesicle.
CAGAUUUUUCUUCUUUUUUUUUUUUUUUUGAAGGAGAAGAAACACGUAGCCACCCCGGUACGUUUGUAAACGGAGUGACAUGGACUCUAGGAAGGAAAAAUGAAUCUCGAAUAGAUGUGUUGAUGAAGAGUGAUCUGCAGUAGACUAACUUUGGAUGGAGUGUGUGUUUCUUUCUGCAGCGCACAAACACAGCACAGAGGCACUGAGGGGGAUCGGAAUUUACCGGUGACAAGUCUGAGAGGAGGAAAAAAAAAAGGGAAAAAGAGGAGUUACAUGGAGAAACUUUUUUUAUUUUUUUAACCCUGCUUCAAUCACAAUCAACAUCUGAAGACUAAGUCGAUGAGAAGUACUUCCAGAAAGAGACAACCCAGACUUUUCAACCCUUUUUGCAGUUGUGCUUUAAACUUUUGAAGAACAGCUCCGACCAUGGCGAAAAAGUAUGAUUUCCUUUUCAAGCUGUUACUCAUCGGGGACAGCGGAGUUGGCAAAACAUGUCUGAUCAUUCGUUUUGCCGAGGACAAUUUCAACUCCACUUACAUUUCCACCAUCGGCAUCGACUUUAAAGUAAAAACCAUUGAAGUGGAUGGAAAGAAAGUGAAACUACAAGUCUGGGACACAGCAGGGCAGGAGAGGUUCAAGACCAUUACGACAGCCUACUACAGAGGAGCCAUGGGCAUCAUCCUGGUGUACGACAUCACAGACGAGAAGUCCUUCGAAAACAUUCAGAACUGGAUGAAGAGCAUCAAAGAAAAUGCAUCAGCUGGGGUCAGUCGAAUGCUACUAGGUAACAAGUGCGACAUUGAAGCAAAGCGGAAAGUUUCCAGGGAGACAGGAGAAAAGCUGGCAAAAGAUCACGGCAUCAGGUUCUUCGAGACGAGUGCAAAGUCCAGCAUUAAUGUGGAGGAGUCUUUUCUGUCUUUGGCACGAGACAUACUACAGAAAUCCGGCAAGAAGGCAGGCCCCACAGGUCGAGAGGUGAAAAUCACGAGCAGUACAGAGAAAAAAUCCUCCAAAUGUGUUCUUCUCUAGAUGGGACGCUGGCCAGCACACAUAGUAAAGGAGCAUAUACAUUUAAGAACACAUCAGUAUUACUGGGGAGAAAUACAGCACGGCAGGUUUUCUGUCUCCAUCUGGUGGGCUAAAAUGUCAAAUACAUACUUUUUAAAUUACCAAAAUUACCGGUAUUCUGGUACCUUUUUUCCCCCAAAAGCAUACUUUGCCAGAAAAAUAAUUUAUGUAUUUGAUAGAGGUGAUUGUGCCUUAAUUUCACACUGAACUUAAUCUGCCACACUUCCUGUGAUGGUGUUAUCAUGAAAAUGUUGCAAAGUGCUUGUAACCUCAAAACAGCAGUUCCCACCUUUUGUUAUAAGAUAUACAUUUGUAUUUCCGCCCUGUAUUUCUCUGGCUUAUCACUACAUUAUCAUCCCUACAACAGCACUGCUUAAUGUCCUUAAAGAACUUUACCUUGGUUUUUUAAAUCAUGUUUUGGACUGGGUAAAACACUUACACAGUUCAGUGGAACCAUUUCAUUGCUUUCUUAUGUGAGCACCGGCAGUAGUGUCUUUUUAGGAGCUCCGUGUUAGAGGAGAAGUUUGAUGGGAAGUGGUUUGAUUCACAUACAGUACACACACAGUAGGCUUCUGGUUAUAGUAUUUGACUCAGAUGUUUGUUAUUUCCUGUUCAUCUUGAAUUCAAGGGGCCACAGGCAUCUCACAGACUCUUUUAGAUGGUUUAAAUACUGGACAGUGUUACUAAAUUGAUUACUGAAUAAGUCCAAAAACAUGUUUGGUUACCAAUUUAUUUUUACUUUGGUCAGUUCACAUCAAUGGAACAGACAGUUGACAUCCCUUUCUUGCAGUGCCAUAUCAGAGACAGGGUACACAUUUUAUUUCCCCCUAUUUUAGUGGCAUAUAUUGCAGAGAUGUCACAAACUGAACAUUAAGCUUUUUAUUGGUUACAUUUAUGUUAAUGUUGUGCUUAUCCUUUGUGAAUUGAUGAAAAGUCUUAAUAUUGUACAGUAUUGUAAAGCAUUCAACAGAAUCUACAGAAACAGAUGCCACUGAUUAUUAAAGAGUCUAUUACGUGGACAUUUUGUGAGUACAUCCUAUGAGAAGUUGAAAACAUGCUCAUGCAAGUUGUUGAUGUUGGUUGUAUGAAGUUGAAUCUGAAACAAACACGGGUGAUAAACAAGCUUCGUUUUAACAGAUGAAUGGAUUGAGAAUGUGGAAGAUAGGAACAGAGAUAAGUGCAAUAUGAGAAGAUGGGUGGAGGGAUGAAACAAUGAUGGAUAAUGUAAGUGAAUGGACAGGAUGUGAGGGAAGCAGUGCUCACAUGCCCCUCAUUUUGAAUUGAUUUAGUGGGUCUUGCCUUUUAUCUGAAGUGCCUAAUGAAUUUCUUAGUAAACUAUCACACAUUAGCUACAUGUGACAUGUCUCCCUCUUCGGGCAAUUUCAGAUCAUUCAAAAUGACUCUGAUUAUAGGUGCUCAUCUCAUCCUGACAGACAUACUGUGUUUCCUGUAACUACUUUUUAAGCUUUUUUUUCACAUUCUGUGUCCUGUUAGACCUGCCACAAGACUUUGUAUGUAGUUAACAGACCUUCUGCUUGCUGAAUAAAACAUGAGUGUGAUGUA